AUGGCUAAUUUUGAUUUUAUCCAGUUAAAAGACCACAAAUCUAAUAAUGACCCAAUUAAGCUUUUUACUGUUGAAGUUAAGGAUUUGAUCACAACUGAAGAAAUUAUGAUGUUGGGUGAAUUAUCAAUGGAUGAUUAA
Molecule: messenger RNA, 138 nt
Organism: Entrophospora sp. SA101
Lineage: Eukaryota; Fungi; Glomeromycota; Glomeromycetes; Entrophosporales; Entrophosporaceae
Source: the annotation of a GenBank genome assembly